This is a messenger RNA of Protopterus annectens (West African lungfish), 1341 nucleotides long. RefSeq names its product transcription factor HES-5-like. Gene Ontology annotation, cellular component: nucleus. The transcript is spliced from 3 exons. The record is from RefSeq and is a predicted model, not a curated record. Lineage: Eukaryota; Metazoa; Chordata; Ceratodontiformes; Protopteridae. The coding region runs from base 51 to 557 and encodes 168 amino acids. Gene Ontology annotation, biological process: anterior/posterior pattern specification; regulation of neurogenesis; regulation of transcription by RNA polymerase II. Gene Ontology annotation, molecular function: RNA polymerase II cis-regulatory region sequence-specific DNA binding; protein dimerization activity; DNA-binding transcription factor activity, RNA polymerase II-specific.
GGCCAAACUAAUAAAACAGGGACUCUCUGUAUUACAUAUUACGAAAGAAAAUGCCUCUUAGCAAAGCUUCAGCGGACUACAAACUGGGCAGACUAUUUCCUCAUGAGAAAAACAAACUAAGAAAGCCAAUGGUAGAAAAGAUGAGGCGUGAUAGGAUCAACAGUUGUAUUGAGCAGCUGAAGGUACUACUGGAAGAAGAGUUUGAAAAACAGCAGGGCAGUUCAAAACUGGAAAAAGCGGACAUCUUAGAAAUGACUGUGGGCUACCUGAGACAGCAUCAGCAGCUCCAGCUAAGAGGUGUGCCUUCUUUCCUGAAGACCCCACAGCAAGACUACACAGAAGGCUAUUCCAGCUGUCUGCAAGAAACACUUCACUUCCUAUCGCUUCAUGAAAGAAAAGUGGAAGUUCAGAAGACAAUAUUAAAGCACUUUCAUCCCACUCAGAAUACAGCUGAAGACCAGAAUCCUGCUGCUUCUUCUUUUUCUUCUCCCUCCAUGCCUAUUCCCCAAAAGCAUACGGCUGCAAACAGUAGCAGCCCUGUCUGGAGACCUUGGUAGAUUGGGAAAGUCUUUUAUGGACUUGUAUAUAUAUUUUUGGCUUUACAUUCCAGAGGAGGACAUGACCUUGUAGGACAGUCAUAAAAUCCUCUUAUAUGUAGGAAAUACAAUUUUCCACUUAAUGUUUAUAUUUGGACAGUGAGCUAAAUGAAUUUUUCCUGUUGUCUUCUUAGUGGAGACCGAUUAGUACAAUGUAAUUGUUCUGUUAGAACAUUAUUUAUCUUUGUUAUACAAAGCUUGUAUUUGUACAGCAUGUAUGGUACUGAAUGAAAUGUCCAGCAUGUGCCUAUAACUAUAUAGGAUCACAUAAAGGAAGUUCCCUUUAUGUUUACAGAAAAUGUUUUUUUUUUUUUGUGAUUUAUAAACUGUGACAUGACAGCCUCAUAAAAACUGUAUGCUAAAUGUACAUAGAUGAAUGUGAACAGCAGUGUAUUUUGUAUAUAAAUAUAGGUGAAGUACUGUGAAUUCAGUGUAUGUACAGUACAGACUAUACACCCCCACACAAACACACACACACACACACACCGGACCAGCAGUGUCUGAGCUUCGGAACCAUGAGAAAAGUUCCAGCUAAAAGCAUGAUAAAGGCAAGAUGGUAUGUUAACUUCUAUAAAAUGUAGCUCAUUUAUGGUAUAAAGGUUAAGGUCCAUUACAGAGACCAAAGUUAACGUUCUUUAAAAUAAUGAAAGCAAGCUGAGUUAUUUAAUAAAUAUGAUGGCUAUACAUAUAUAUGUGUGCACAGAAAUGUAUGUUUAAUAAAAUAUAUAACACAUGCUCUCUUCAA